Messenger RNA from Balaenoptera acutorostrata (minke whale), 642 nucleotides. Its product is annotated as putative olfactory receptor 2W6. Gene Ontology annotation, molecular function: G protein-coupled receptor activity. Gene Ontology annotation, cellular component: membrane. Bases 1 to 642 code for a protein of 213 amino acids. The record is from RefSeq and is a predicted model, not a curated record. The transcript has 2 exons. NCBI's taxonomy places the organism in Eukaryota, Metazoa, Chordata, Mammalia, Artiodactyla, Balaenopteridae. Gene Ontology annotation, biological process: G protein-coupled receptor signaling pathway.
AUGGAACAAAACAAUGAAAUGUCUGGGGGAGAUUUUAUUUUGCUUGGAUUCUUAGACCAGCCUCAACUGGAGGUCAUCCUUUUUGUGGUAGUUUUGAUAUCGUAUCUUUUGACCCUCCUGGGCAACACAGCCAUCAUCCUGGUCUCCUGCCUGGACUCGAAACUUCACACAUCUAUGUAUUUCUUCCUCACAAAUCUCUCCUCUCUUGACCUUUGCUUCACUACCAGCAUUGUCCCCCAGCUAUUGUGGAACCUGAAGGGACCAGCCAAGACCAUCACGCCAACGGGCUGUGCCAUACAACUCUAUGUGUCUCUCUCACUGGGUUCCACUGAGUGUGUUCUCCUUACCAUCAUGGCAUUUGACCACUAUGUAGCAGUCUGCAGACCUCUCAAUUACACUAGUGUCAUGCACCCAUCAUUUUGCAGGUCCUUAGCAGGAAUAGCAUGGCUAAGUGGACCAGGGCAAGCUCCUUACACUCUUUUAUACUGUUAUAACUCCCACCCUCAACCCCCUCAUAUAUACUCUGAGGAACAAGGAUGUGACAGGAGCCCUGAGAAGACUGCUGAGAAGAGAACAAAAUUCCUAAGGAAAAAUCAGGGAAACAGUGACUUUCUGUUGUGGAAACUUAUUAAAGAGACAUAA